GGGUUGACAGGUAUGAUAGUGUAGUGGUAUAGUAGUAUACUAUAGUAGCCUGAUGGGACUUUGUAGGAUGAACGUUGAGAUGUAUAAGGGGCACGGGCUGACCAACAAUGUGUGAAUUUGUCUGUAACGAGGUUGGGGCACUGAUUCGGGGCUUCCAGGUAUGAUGCACUUCGAGGCCCAAUAGGGGAAGUGCCGAGGGGGACCGCCUCCGCUCAGACAUCCGCCUCUGCCCUCUAGUGGCAAUCUCCCUCCAACGCGCCCGCUUCGAGCAAGGCAUGGAAGAGGAGGGGGUGGUGCACGUUGCCUGCAUCCCCCGCCCGCCUCUCGCCCUCUCUCAGCAGCCUCGCCAAUGGGACGGCAGAAAGCGCCACCACCCCAACGCUCUUGAAACAGCGAGCGGGAUGGGUGCGGGCUGCGAAGGGAGUGGUGUGGAGGAGGGAGAGAGUCUGGCGGCGGUGGCGGUGGUGAUGAUGAUGAUGAAGCCACCACCCCCACCACAGGUUACCGCCCAGUUAGUCAACUUGGGUUGUGAUCAGAGAGGUGGGUGAGGAGGAGGAGGAGGACACACACACAGAGAGAGAGAGAAACUGUGAAUGUUAAACGGGGAAGUUCUGUAGGAGGCGUGUCAUCGCUGAGAGUGAAGUGAGUGCGGGGCAGAGUUUAUUUUUUUUGCUGCUGCUGCUGUUGUUAACUUCGAUCGCUGCUACGCCGCUGUUGCAGUCGGCUCGCGUGGAUUUUAAGUCCGAGAGUGCGGGCCCCGCGUGCGGUCUCCGCGCGCGGUCGUCGCCGACGCCGGCCCGGCGGGCAAUGGGCGCUGUCGCGGCGGCCGCGUCGGCGUCGUCGUCGCUGGUCGGCAGCGCGGAGGAGGAGUUGCGGCGGUGCCGUUUCUCCGCACGGAGCGCGCGGCCCGCGACGACCGCCGGCACACGGUGAUCGGCGUGCAGCUCGCCGACGACCCCGGCCCCGCGGCAGCGCGACCCCACGCGGCGACGACGGCGGGCGGGGCUCGCGUGCGGCUCAGCGGACUGCGCAGCCAGCCCGACCUGCAGGACGCCAUGCAGGCCGCCGACACGGACUUCGGCCCCUACCGGCCCAUGAAGGGGGGGCCGGAUGUGAUGUCGGAGAAUGACCCAAGGUUCAUCAGAGGGACCAAACAGCGCGUGUCACUUCCUGUCGUCCGCUCGGCCAACCAGAGCAAAGAGAAAACGCUCGGCGUGCUGUACCUGCACUACGGCGGGGAGACCCGGCAGACCGUGAUGCCCAACGCGGUGACCACGCUGGACACGGUGCGCGCCCUCUUCGUCAAGGCCUUCCCGGAUGUGCUCAGCAUGGCCGCGCUGGAGGCCCCGGACGCCGCGUUCCUCCUGCGCGACGCUGGGUCCACCGCCACUUUCCGUCUCCUCUCCGACCUGCGGGAGAUAACAAACAAGGCCACCCUGAAGGUCGGUUUCAGGGCCCCCGUCAACAGACAGCCCCAGGCGCUGAACGGAGGAGACAUGUGGGAGGAGUCGGCGCGUCGCUCGCACAGCGUCGGCUACCGACACGGCUCUCUCUCCGGCUCCGCUACGCCAACCGUGCCGCAGUCCCCCGCUCAGCGCCACUACUCGCUGCAGCAGCGGCAGCAGCAGCUGCAGCAGCAGCUGCAGCAGUCCUCCGCCGUCGCCGGAUUCAUCUCGGGCAUCCAGGGCCCGAGCGCCUUCUCCCCGGCGGCCGCCUUCUUUGGGCCGCCGUCGCCGUCCGCCUCCACCUCGUCCGUGGCGGCGCUCGGCUCCAUCCUGGAGCGGCGCGACGUCCGCCCCGACGAGGACUUGCGCAACCGCGACGUGCUCCUGGUGCGCAGCGACGCCGGCGUCCUGCACUACCCGCAGGCACUCGUCGGCACCGUCGGAGGUGGAGGCGGUGGAGGCGGCCGCUACAGCCUGGCGGCAUCGGGCCACGCCGUCGCGUCCUCGUACUCCGCCGGCGACCGAGGCGGCCGCUCGGGCCCCUGGGACGACUCGGCGUUGCCGCGCACGUACGCCGGGUCGUCCCAGUGGCGCGGCCACGACAGCUGUGGCCACCACCAGCAGCAGCACCAGCAGCAGCAGCAGCAGCAGCAGCACGCGCGGUCCCGCACGCCGCCCGCGUCGCUGCACGCCCUGCAGGCGUCGCUCGCCCCGCGCACCGUCGUGCCCAUCGCGCUGGACGAGCCCGACUCCGUCGCCGGGCGGCGCUGGGCGCCGGCGUGGGGGGCCACCGCCACCGCGACGCUGCCCCCCGAGCAGCAGAGACGGAAGGUGUCGGUGGGCUCCUCCGACACCGGCACCGUCACGCCGUUCAGGCCCAUCGGCCACGUCGAUGACCGGGAGACGCGGGAGCGCAUGGAGUCGAUGGAGAGGCAGAUCGCGUCACUCACGGAGCUGCUGCACCGCAGCGUCACGCGGGAGGACGCCGCCACCGCCGCCUCCUCCUCGGGAGCCGUGCAGUCGGCACGCGCUGGCACCACCGCCUCCAGCGCCGUCUCGUACGCAGGCCAGCCUGCGUUUGGCGGCAGAACAUCCAGGGCCAUGCGUGGCAGAGACAAGUCCGGGCAGGAGGCCCGCGCCACGGCAUCGAGGCUGCACGGAGGCAUCGCCCAGCUGCGCGCCGAGCUCCAGGAGAUCCGCCGCUUGCAGCUGAGCCAGCGGGCGGCAUGGCAGGCCACGGUGGCGUCCGUGAGGCAGGAGAUCGCGGGCCGCCUGGCGGGCGAGGCGGCGCGGGCCGCACGGGACGAGCCCGCGCGCAGGCUGCGCGCGCAGGCCGAGGAGGAGCGGCAGGCGUACGUGGAGAGACAGCGUGCGGCACAGCACCGCCUCAGCGAGCUGGAGGAGGCCGUGGAAACGCUCCGCUCGAGGGCGUCCCUGCCGGGAGUCGUCUCGCUGGCGGACGUGGACGAGGGGGGCGAGCUCCUGCGCCAGCUGGAGGAGGAGACGUCCGCGCUGCAGGGGCAGUUCCCGAUGAUGCAGUCGCGCAUGCAAGGGCUCCUGCGCGUCGAGGUGGAGGCCAUGAAGUUCCUCAAGGACGAGCCGCACAAGCUGGACGAGCUGCACAGGGGCUGCCGCAACCUCGCGUCCACCCUUGUUCUCCUGCGCAGGUCCGUCGUCGAAGGAACCCCGGUAAACGAGCCAGAGAAGCCACCGCCUGCUGAGCCUGAACCGGACCUCGAUCAGGUUGUCCAGUGCGACGCGUACGUGCCACACUUUGCCAGCAGCCACCGGGGCAUGCUGUCGCAGCAAGAGCAGGAGCUGGAGCAGCAGAAGCAGCAGGAACAGCAGCAGGAACAGCAGAAGCAACUGCAGAUUCAGCAGCAGCAGAAGCAGCUUCAACAGCAGCAGGAACAGCAGAAGCAACUGCAGAUUCAGCAGCAGCAGAAGCAGCUGCAACAGCAGCAGGAACAGCAGAAUCAGCUUCUGCAGCAGCAGAGGCUGUUUCAUCAGCAGCAGGAACAGCAGAAGCAGCUUCAGCAGCAGCAGCAGCAGCAACAGCUGCUUCAACAACAGCAAGAGGAACAGCAGAAGCAGCAGCUUCAGCAACAGCAAGAGGAACAGCAGAAGCAGCUGCAGCAGAAGCAGAAGCAGCAGCAGGAACAGCAGAAGCAGCUGCAGCUUCAGCAGCAGCCGCAAGCAGUGACAUCAACAAUGGAAGUUACGACGCUUUCGGAUGUCGUUGUCCAGAACAGAACUGUGCACGUCACGAGAACGGAGGUGAACGGGUCAGAGGAGGUCAGGAAGUCAGAGGUCAGGAGGUCGGAGGUCACUCCGAGCGGGGCCUCCGGGGCGGAGGAGGGCGUGGGGAGCGACCCCGAACGCGCUGACAGGGCGGAGGUGGAAACGAUCACGGUGUUCCUCGCGCAAGUGUCCGACGUUCCGGAGCGCGGGCUUGAAGCGGAGGAGGAGCCCCCGGCAACCGUGCGGGCGGCCCCCGCGGGCGCGAGCGAGCGCGACGACACUGGAGCGGCGGAAGGCACCAGCGCCGCCGCUGGCGGCGAGGGGAAGCCGGCGGCGGAUGCGAAAAAGACGCCGGAGAAGAAGGACACCGGAAAUCGGCGCGUGAGCUUCGCCAAAGAUCUCGACGAGCCGUCGCACGAAACCAGCAGCAAGGCAACCGGACUCACCGCGACGGGGAGGGCGUCCCGCUCGUCCGCCCUCCGCGGGGCGGUGCCGGCGGAGGCCACGGAGCAGGCGGAGGACGCGGAUAUCCCCCCGCCCCCCACCAUGAGCCCCCCGCCCCCACCGCCACGCAGCGGCAAAGGCUUCAAGUUCGUGAGGACCACGCCAGCCGAGGUCCUCUUCCUGAACCGCAAGGCCAACAAGUUGGCAGUGGACACGCGAGCCAACCAAUCGGAAGAGGACAGCCAGACCCCGCCGCCUCCUGGCUCCAGCUCGAAACUAGAGGACGACGGUCAAACAGGUCACAUGACCAUCGAAGUGCAGGGCGGAGAUUCGAGCGUCAAAGACGCUCAACCGGCGGUGGCCUUCGAAGAGGAGAUCACCGACUUCUCUUCGGGCCACGGUGCGGGAGGCCGGAAGGCCCCGAGCUGCGGCAGGACUCCCGAGCGGGCCGGCGGUGUCGGCGGGGACACGCGGCGCAGCCAGGUGGUGUUCCAGGAGAAGGACGUCGUGGACCGUCGAGCCCAGGCACCCAAGACCAUCACGAUCCGCUACAUCGAGGAGAUCACGUCGGAGUCGACGGACGAGGAUGGCGAGCCGUCGCCGGGCGCCGUCAAGGAGAAGCUGGCGUUCCUCAUCCGCGAGAGCCACGUGCAGGCCGUGACGCACGACGAGGCGGCGGCGAUUGCCGGCGGCGACGGCGUCACCACCUUCACCUUCACCUGCAAGCCGCCGGAGGACGAUGGAGACAACGACGGAGGAGGGGACGGGAGCCCUGGAGCCGGGGGCGGCGGCGACGGCGGCGACGGCGGCGGAGGAGGAAGAGGAGAAGGAGGAGGCGGAGGUCAUCAGGACGCGCGGGUGGAAUCGGGGGGAGACGCGGGGAGCGGCGAGGCGGCCCCGGUGCCCGAGGUGGCGCUGCGCGACAAGAAGCCGCUCAUCGUCAUCUUCGACGAGCCCAUGGACAUCCGCUCGGCCUACAAGCGGCUGUCGACCAUCUUCGAGGAGAAAGACCUUGAGGAGUACCAGGAGGAUGAGACGGAGGACGACGACGACGACGACGACGACAAUGACUCGAGCAGCUUCGAGUACAACGAGCGGGAGGCAGCCCGCGCGGCCGCGGAGGAGCCGGCGCCGGCGUCGCCGCGCGUGACCGCGCCCGCGAUGCCGGAGGAGCGGGACGAGGAAACGGAGGCCUCGCGAGAAGCCCAUCCCGGAGAGCACGGAGCGAGCCACGACGGCGCCGCCGCCGCCGCCGCCCGGCCAUCGGCGAGCCUCGCCGAGCACCAGCCGCCCGCCAAGGACGGCGCGGGCGCGAGGUCCAAGUUCAAGAUCAAGUUCCCGCGCAAGCAGCUGGCGGCGCUCACGUCGGCGCUGCGCUCGGGCACGCGCUCGGGCAAGAAGACCCUCGAGCUGGUGAUGGACGGCGACGAGACGUCGGACGGGGACGGGGACGGCACGCUGGCGAGCAUGAACCCCUACGCGCAGGUCGACGGCAGCGGCCCGUCCCGACGGGCGCACGCGGAUGCCGAGGGGGCCGACGGGCGGCCGAGGCCCGAGAACGGGGCCGCCGGCGGGCGCGGGGACGGCCCGGACGGCGGCCCGGACGACGAUGGGGCCCGCUGGGCGGAGGGCGCGACGGACUCGGAGCAUCCGGUAACUUGGUCCGGGCGGAACGGAGCGGGCGAGUCGCCCGCCGGCGCCGCGGGGUUCCCCGCCGCUGGGAUGGUGGCCACCGCUUCCCCCGAGGCCGCUCGUGCCAAGCCGCUCCCUAAGCCCAAACCUCCUCUGCUGCCAAAGCCCAGCUUCGCUCCCGAGCAGCCGCUGCAGAACGGCAAGUCGGCGUCGUCGGCGUCGUCGGUGCCGGGGAUGGCCGAGCCGACUUCCCAGCCAUCGACUCCCAGGCAAGGCCAGAAGGCGAUGCGCGUCCUCCACAGCAUCACGAGCAGCGUGCGCCAAGUCAGCAAGAGCAACAGCAGCGGUGGCAGCGGCGGCAGCGGUAGCGCCGGACCUCCCACUGCUUCCCCGCAGCGCAAGCACAAGGCCUGAGCCUCGCGGCGUGUGCCACAAACGAUCGAUGUUCUGCCCCGCGGAACCGUUGCCUGGCCGCGCAGUGACGCCCGCCGCGCGCCGGCCAUUGCUUGGGGGUCCUCCGGUCGUUUCGCUCGAUGUCACCGCCGAGUUUGGUUUCGCCCGUGCCGUGCUGGUUACGUCGGACUUUUACUGCAGAAGGCUGAUUCUUUCUACCGUACCGUCGUAUGUGCGGGGAUUAUUCUCUUGCGGGUGCCGUGGUUGUUGUUUUUUUUAUCUUCUCGAGCAAAAAAAAAAUUAUACAAAAAAAACUGGCUGAAAACUCCCAGCCAGGGACUCUUUGUAAAAAAAAAAAUAAUAAUGCCUGAAGCUUCAUUUUAUAAAGAGCAUUAUUUUAAUAGAGUAGUAUUUUGACUGCGCCGUCAUUGUGUGUCUCGGCUCAGCGUUCCAUUUAUCUGCGUUGCUGUAGCCCUCCAAUGGCAGCAGGACAAUAUGUAUCAUUGCGGCGUGACCCAGAAAUGCAUUGAGAGGCUUUCCUCUCGCAUCCCUUGGUCUGUCGUUGCGUCGCCACUGGGAGUGCACACUGUUGUUGGGCCUGUAACUGGUUUGUUUUUGGCUGAAUACUUGGAAAAACUUUGCUUAACCACAUUCAAUGCAAAACCGAGUUUUUUUUAUUAUUAUUAUUAUUAUUACAUUGCGUAUUUUGGUAAAUUAAAUUUGGCGCCUGGGAUCAUAGUUGAUUUCUUUCUUUCUCCACCAUUUGGGAGCCCAAGGUUUUGAAGCCGGAAUCGGAGUAAUGCGUCCUGCUCACGUGACUGUUGCAUUUUUUUUUCAUUCCCGUUCCACCAACCACAAUUUUUUGUAUGUUUUAUUGAACAACAUCCAACCAAAACAAAGGUGGUCUUUAAAAACAAAAAGCUUCAAAUCCCCCCUCACUGAUGCCUCGGUUUCAUUUUAUAUACAUCUUGAAUUAUAUCUUCCAAUGUUUAUCAUCCGCCGUUUUAUUAAAAUCCCCCCCCCCCCCCGCUUUGGUAACCCCACAUUUCAACAAAGGAGUCGCCCUUUUAUUUUAUUUUUUUAAGCAAAAUAAACUCGCCA
Molecule: messenger RNA, 7256 nt
Organism: Petromyzon marinus (sea lamprey)
Lineage: Eukaryota; Metazoa; Chordata; Hyperoartia; Petromyzontiformes; Petromyzontidae
Cellular component (GO): cytoplasm
Source: RefSeq, a predicted model, not a curated record